UUGUGAAAAUUAACGCACAACUACAAGAAAAAGUUUUUCUCUACAAUGAAAAUUUCUCUAUAAUUUAUUAAAGAUAAAAGGAAACGGAGGAAUUACUAACAACUUCUAAAGAGUUAUCAUGGAAUAACUCUCAAAUGGAAGAUUCGGAAUACUUUCAAUCGUCCAGUGAAAAUAAUAGGAUAAAGCAGAGAGAGAAAUAUUUUUGUUCAAAGUGUCAGAAACGAUAUAAAAGUCAAUUGGGUUUUUCGUCUCAUUUAAAAUUCAACUGUAUUAAACUAGAAGAAGAAGACGACGACGAAGAAGAAGAAGAAGAAGAAGAAGAAGAAAAUGUUCGGUUCAAACAUCCAAGUUGUAUACAAUUAAGAAAAAGAGAGAGUCCCAAAAUUAAUAUUCGUCCUUCAAAAUUUUUGCCAAAAGAGCGACCAAGAGGACGAAGAAGAGAAAUCAAAUCUUCAUUUCGGAAAUUAACCCCAAAUACCUGCUAUUCAUGUGGAAAACAAUUCAACAUAGAAUAUGGACUCGCCAGACACAUUUCUGAAGGUUGUCUAAAUUCCCUCUACAAAUGUCCGUAUUGCAAUUAUCAAGAGGAUAAUCAACUCCUAGGAUUCUUUCACGUCAUCAAAAAACAUCCAGAAUUAAAAGUUUAUUUAAUCAACAAAUUCCGAGGCAAGGAGAAAACUCUUAGUCGAAAAAUGGAAACAUAUUUACGCUCCGUUCCCGUUUUUCGACGUCCCUCAGCACAAAAUCACACCGACGCUUCGAAAAAACCCCCAAACAAUUGCGAAACGACAACAGAUCAACAAAAAAAUUCGCCAAACAUUUCCGAAAAUGAAGAACAGUAUUCAACAGAUAUCACCUGUCCGAAAAAUUGCGGUAAAAUAUUCUCCAAAUCCGACAGUAUUGAUCAUCAUUUAAAAAGAUUUUGUCCCGAAGUAAAUCGCUAUCGUUGUGCAUAUUGUAGCCGAAAGUUCGCCUCAUUCAAACUAACCAUUUCACACACCGAAGAAGAACAUUCAAACGAACAAGUUUGUGCCAUUAGUUUACACACGAAACAAAAAAUUUACAAAAAUUCCCUCAGCGAGAGAAAAUUGGAAGGUUCGGUAAUGAAGCAACAACGUAAACGAAGAAGAUCCUCCACAUCGUCUGAAAAUCUAUCCAAACGACAGAAAAUCGAGGAGAACCCUAAGGAAAAAGAAAAUUUGGAGAGAAAACCGAAAGAAAAGGAGAAUUUGGAGAGAAAACCGAAAGAAAAGGAGAAUCUGGAGAGAAAACCGAAAGAAAAGGAGAAUUUGGAGAAAAAACCGAAAGAAAAGGAAAUGGAAAUAGGCAGUAAAACAAUUCCCUGUUCGAAUGGAUGCGAUAGAUUUUUUACUCUACCGCGUUAUGAGAAAAUUCACUUCAAAUACUGUACGCUUCCAAAGCGUUAUCAAUGUCCCUACUGUCCGGUUAUUUACAAAAUGAACUCGGAUGUUACGUCACACAUCGCUCGCCAUCAUCCGGGAAUGGAAAUUUAUUCCAUCGACACUCUGGGUGACGAUCCAAACUCGAAUUCUACUUUAAGUGCAAUAGACGGAAAUCGAAAAACAGAAAAUGAAAAGCAAAAAGAAAUCCCAGUCGAGCGUUACGAGAAAAGAAAACUCCACUUAAAGUGCCCCAAAUGCGACACUAUUUACGAACACCCAGACGAUUUAUGGGAGCAUUUCCAAAAAUGUCCAAAAAAGCAGGUACAGAACCAAGUAAUUAAAAGUCCCCAAAAACCACUCAAUGACAUCGAGUUCGUCAACAUUUCCGAACCGGAAAUCCUUUCCCAAACUGCCGAAUUUGUCGGCGAAUCCAAUGAUCUCAGCUAUUUGGAUAUUCUCGAAGGUCCGGAGGAAAUGGACGAGACUUUAAUCGACAUCGCGAAGGACAGUGAUUCAGACGAAGACUCAUGCCCAAAGGAACUGUCAGAAGAGGCACUGAACGAAGAGGUUUCGAAAUUUGUUCGAAUGGAGGCGGAAAAUCAAGCAAAUCAGGGGGAGAAAACAGUGAAUCAAUUUGUGUGUCCCAAUAAGUGUGGUUGUAAAUUCACCAAACAGACGACGUUGAAAAUUCAUUUGAGUUUGUGUUGCCAAAAACCGAUACGAUUCAAGUGUCCUUAUUGUGAAUUCUUCACUCAUGGCGAGUCGAAUGGUUUUUGCCACGUUGAAAAAUACCAUUCGAGUGAGGAAAUUUCGCUUAUUGAUCUGAUUACGAGGAGGGAAGUUUAUCCAGGGAAGAAAGUAAUAACCAUUGAUGAGAAUGACAUUGAGUGUGUGGAUCUGAGCAGUGAAAUCGAUGAAAGUGAACAAACUAUGGAGACGAGUGAAGGAAAUGAAAUGAGUGAAGACAAUGAAAUUAAUGAAAUUAAUGAACUGAAUGCUAUGAACGAGAGUACGACAAUUUUAUUCCAAUGUCGUUAUUGUAGUUAUUCGACGAAAAAACCCGAAGAAGGAUAUAUGCACAUGAAGAUGAGGCAUGUCAACGAAAGCAAUGCGUUAAUUUGUGCCAAACCUCCAAUUGAUGAUGAAAUACAGAUAAUCGAUUAGGAACUUUCAUUAAAUUUCAACAUUCUCAGGUUGUUUCUCAUUGCACAUUUGAAGUAUUCAUUCCAAGUCAGUGGUAUAUUUAUAAAUAUCUUCGUUAUCUUUGAUUCCAAAGAAUAGUUGUACGAAAUUUAAAUUAUAUAUUGCAACUUUUAUUUGUGUUAUUUAAACUGUUUUUUUAAAAGCAAAGCUAAUAUUCUAAAAUAUUCAAAUUACAAAAAUGUUAAAGUAGUCUGCAUCUACUGUUAUAUAAUAAUUAUUCACAUG
This is a messenger RNA of Leptopilina heterotoma, 2831 nucleotides long. Its product is annotated as zinc finger protein 107-like. Gene Ontology annotation, molecular function: DNA-binding transcription factor activity, RNA polymerase II-specific; sequence-specific DNA binding. The coding region runs from base 135 to 2567 and encodes 810 amino acids. NCBI's taxonomy places the organism in Eukaryota, Metazoa, Arthropoda, Insecta, Hymenoptera, Figitidae. The record is from RefSeq and is a predicted model, not a curated record. Gene Ontology annotation, cellular component: nucleus. The transcript is spliced from 2 exons. Gene Ontology annotation, biological process: regulation of transcription by RNA polymerase II.